This is a messenger RNA of Ectocarpus siliculosus, 2723 nucleotides long. NCBI's taxonomy places the organism in Eukaryota, Phaeophyceae, Ectocarpales, Ectocarpaceae. The record is from the annotation of a GenBank genome assembly.
AUGAGUCUCAACGCGGUCCAGGGCCAGAGAGCGAAGGAAGGAGAGAGGGCCCGGCUCUUCCCCGCGCCCAUGACCGGCUACAGCAACGGCCGGAGCGAAUCGCCAACUGAUCUCGAGCAACCUCCUGCCAGCGGGGGGCAGCCGGAUGGCGGCGACGCUGACAGCGAGAGCGAGAGCGAUAUCUGGAAGGCCGCGGUUUUCGGCGCCUUGGAUGGCGUGCUCACAAGCUUCGCGGUCGUUGCGGGUGCUUCGGGUGGGGGGCUUGGCACACAGGCGGUGUUGAUCGUGGGGGUUUCCAGCAUCGUAGCGGACGGGCUGAGCAUGGGGCUCGGGGAGUACCUCUCAAGCAAGGCCAUGAACGAGUACAUGGAUAUCGAGCGGAAGCGGGAGGAGUGGGAGCUCGCGAACCACAGAGAGGGAGAGGUGGAGAACAUGGUGGACACGUACAUGCGAAGGGGCAUGUCCCGGGAGGACGCCCAGGAGGUCUCGGCGAGGCUCUCCAAGUACGACGACUGCUUCGUGGACGCGGUGAUGGUGGCGGAGGGGGUGGGGUCCUCCAUGUUCGCGUCGCCCCCGCUGGACGAGGCCGGGUCCAUCCGCGAGGGCCUCGUGACCUUCGGGUCGUUCGCCCUCUCCGGCAUCGUGCCUCUGCUGUCGUACGCGCUGUCUCCCCUGAUCUCGGCGAGCGGCAGCAGCGGGCAACCAGUGUCUCAGGGGGUGCUGUUCUUGUGGGCCUGCCUCCUGACCGCGGCCGCCCUCUUCUCGAUUGGGGUCGUGAAGUCGACUUUCGUUUCGCGCUCCUGGUUCGGAUCCGGGAUGGAAACACUGGUUCUCGGGGGGUGCUGCGCGGGGCUGGCGUACGAGAUUGGCGCGGCCGUGUCUAGCUGUGUGGCGGGUAUGUCGUGACGGCAAAGAGGCUUGUGUGUAGGGGAAGGGGGGUGGUAGGGCAAAACACGCAGCGUGAGGAAUAGUGCCUGUCGCAAGGACGUUGUUGAUCGAGAUAUAGACACACGACGGAAGGAAAGGGGCGCGCGUGAAGGACAGACCGGGGAGCAGGGGGUUUGGGUUCCGAGAACAUGAGAGCACUUGUAUUUUAUGUUUCCCGAGAGAAUGUAACUUGCUUUACAUCGUACCGUUGGAUGGACGUAGUGGGUGUGUGUCAGAAGCGGGCUCGAGAGCGCAGUGGUGUUGGGGACGGGGGCGCGUCCUGGGGCAACAUAAUGGGGGGGGGGGGGGGGGUCCCGCAUUCGAGCUUUUGUCGGUGGGGGGUGGUUUCGGGUUGACGCGACAAGUGUGUGUUGUGCGCGCAACUCGCGAUUGGGUUCGGUUUUGUUUUUUCGGCCGGCGAUUCUUGCUGUGCAUACAACGAUAGUUUGUUGGUUGGGGGAGCUGUCCGGGCGGUGCUGCUAUGUUUUUGUUCCAGAUUGUUUAUUGUUGUGACAUGUUUUUGUGCCUCGAGAAAGGUAACCCUUUAGUACGUACGCCAUUGGUUUUGUCACAUUUUUUUUUUUCGUCUCAUGUGGUUUUUGUCCAGCCUUAGCCGUGUUUUUCUCCCUGGGGGGACUGCAAGGCACGAAGACUAAUCAUGGGCGGUGUUGGUGACUACACUGUCUGGGUUGUGUCGGCUGUGUUCAGGGCGGGGUAGGGACCCAAAGGGGCAGGGUAAAUCAAUAUGGAACCCUCUGCCGUCGCCCUUUGGUUGUUUUAGCUUUUCGUUCGAUGGCGGGUUAAACGUUUUUUUUCUUUUUAUUCUUUUUGUUUUAGACGCAUGCUGAUUGGAGUAUUUUGUUUUUGCUUGGGGUGUUUCUUGCAGGUGGUAUGCGUAGGUGUCUUUAAAUGUUGUGUUUGCGCUAGCUAGUUGUUUUGCAUGGUUUUGCUUUACUAAUAGACCACAACGUUGUUGGAUGGUGCCGACUUGUCAUCGAUAUGCAUUUCUAGCCUUCCUGUCGAUCAUUUGCUAUUUCUCUUUGGAUGACGUUCUUCAUUAAUCCAUGAUCUUCCUGCAAGAACCAUAGAUUUUGUGUGGCCGUGUGGAUAUUGUCUCGAGGCACGACAAGCCAUGCGAAACGUCCAAAUCCAACCGACUUUUACAUUAUGCAAAGAUGUGUAGCGUCAGCAUCAGCAAGGUUUGCAAUAAUAGCAGGUGGGGAUGGUUGGCGGAUACAUACAUGUUGUGGUGUCGAUCGCGACGCAGGCGUCCCGUGGUGCUUGAGACUACAUACGACUCGCGAGCGCGACCAUCGCGUCUUCCGUUUGUUCGGUUGCAACCGAUCGAAGGAAAAGCACCGCAGGAGAGGGGCGGGAGGGAGAGGAACCCUUCUGUGUGACCACGGAUUGGAGCUCUGUGUGACCGCGGGUUGGAGCCAGCUCCUGGCAGAAAAGCUGUGUGUGGUGUCAGCGCUGAUUAAAAAAGUGAUGACCUAAUAAUACCAUUUAUCUGCUCCGUAGUUUUGACGAAUGACUUCGGCGACGAAAGCGGAUGUCUGUGUUGGGAGUCGUUUCGUAGCGGUCCAGGAUGGUUGAGCGUUGUUGGUAGUGAUCGAUGCGGAACGGGGCAAGAGAAAGCUGUUGUUGUUGUUGCACGAGAUCACAUGCAACCCCUGCGUGUAUGCCACUCGCCCGUUUAUCUUUAAACGAGCGUUGCCACAGAGGGCUUGUUGGUGCCUGUCGGGGCAGUUCAUUUUUUUUUCUUCUUUGAUAUAAAACAACAAGGACUUCAACAC